Molecule: messenger RNA, 3390 nt
Organism: Mycena citricolor
Lineage: Eukaryota; Fungi; Basidiomycota; Agaricomycetes; Agaricales; Mycenaceae
Source: the annotation of a GenBank genome assembly
AUGGAGGGCCCUAACGGCGAGCGUGUGCGUGGCACGGCGCUCUUUGACGGGGCGGCUGGAUCGGGAGUACUGGACAGCACGUGGUUUGCGGCGCGGAGACACAGGCUGGGCAACGUGUCCAAGCCACAGAAGCGGCUAAGGAUGGCAAAUGGCACCACAAUAUCGUCGUCUGCACACUGGGAAGGAACCGUUGACGUUGGCGGUAUCAAAGUUCGAGCGGAGUUCGAAGUGAUCGACUCGGGAGGGGCCUGGACCAUCCUGCUCGGGAAACCCAUUCUGCGGGCGCUGCGGGCGGUUCAGGACUUUCGAAAGGACACUGUCACGGUGUCCGAUGGGGCGAGCAGAUCACUGCUGUUCAACGAAUCGAGUGCGUGUCGACCUACACGAGAUGCACCUAAAGGAGGGCACCGGGGAUUGGGGCGAGAAGCCUCUGUGGGGGAUGAGUUGUCUGCAACCUCCCCCCCGAGGCGAGUAGACCCCGUGCUAGACCCCCAACUUGUUGAUGCAGAGUCAACAGGAACACACGACAUGGACCCUGGAAACCGGCAAGGAGGGAUUAACCCGACGGAGAGCGCCACGCAGGGCAAGACACACCUGGCAACGGGCCGUGAAACCCCAGAGGGGGUAGAGUUGUGCGCAGCCACCCCCGCGAGGGGAGUACAAGCUGCUUGCUCAUUGCGUUUGAGGGCAGCUGACAACCUUUACGAGGAAGAGAACGUGAACGGGGACGCUGGUCUAGAGGCCAUGAAUGAUGCUGGAACCAGGGAUGUGGGUAUAGAGACGAGGGGCAGGAAAGCAGAGGAGAGAGGAGAGCCCAUGGCACCGCGGCUAGCCGCAACGGGGGAUGACUUGUCCGCAAUCUCCCCCGCGAGGCGAGUCUUGCUUGAUAUCCUUCCGCGUUGGUGGAUAGCUGAUUACCCUAUCCAUGGCAACGGCAAAGGGCGCAAUAGGCGAGAAGGAAACGAAGAGUGCUACGCAAACCUGCCCGUGUCUGAGACGCAUGUGGCCUUCGAGGGGGUCGAGUCGUACGCGGUCACCCCCGCGAGGCGAGUCCCACCAACCAUAACCCCUGUGAGCAGUGCUGAUGCAUUUGUGCUCGAAGCGAGCCUGGACAAAAAGACCCUGUUCACACGCCUCACAAACCCAUUCAUGACAGAGAGGGUCCAGAAAAUCGUCGAACUUGUCGAGAUUGGGCCGGAUGUGUCCACAACAGAAAGGGAGACCGCCCGUGCACUGGUUAAGGAGUACGCGGACAUCUUUGCGCUGGCGGUCAGCGAAGUGAAAGCAGUGCCCGGUCGGAAAUACUCCCCGAAAAUCCCCGAAGGCCACGACUUUGGCACCAAGACCGUGAAUCAGCGCCCGAUGUCGCCGCCGCAACUUGCGUUCCUUACGAAGCAAGUCGACGAAUUAGUUGCUGCUGGCAUCCUCAGACGCAUUGAUGCCAAGGACGUUCGGUGUGUGAGCCCAAUCACAAUGGCGCCGAAGGACCAACCAGAUGGUAUCUGCUUGACGGAGUUGCUGCAUCAGUUAAACGACCAGUGCGUUGACGCGGGAUUACCCUCGCUAGAAGGACUUCCUGCCCGACAGGCGCAGGACAACACCAGCCGACGUGGGAAGCCAGUUCGUUGGCGAGUCUGCCACAACUUCGCCGAGAUCAACAGGGUCUGCAAAGUUGUCCCGUUCCCACAAGGAGAUAUCCGAGACAAGCAACGCCGGCUGGCCGGCCACCGAUAUGUAUCCACGUUCGACUUCGCGUCCGGGUUCUUUGCCCUAGAGGUUGAGGAGACAGCCCAACCUUACCUGUGCAUCUUCGUUCCUGGCCGAGGAUACCACGCAUACACGCGCAUGCCGUUCGGAGCAACGGACUGUCCGACCGAGUUUGGCGACACGGUGGCAGAGAAGGUGCACGACCUGACAUCCUCCAUGGUAAUGGAGAUAUUUGUCGAUGAUGGAGGCACGGCUGCGGAUUCAUUUGCUGACAUGAUACAACGACUACGUAUCAUCUUCCAACGCAUACGCGAGUCAAGCCUCUCGCUGUCGCCAUCGAAGACUAGGCUUUGUAUGACGGAAGCUGUCUUUGCCGGAUCGACAGUGGGACCACAAGGCGUCUCGCCAGACCUCCGCAAAUUGACCACAAUCAUCCAAUGGCGCCAGCCAGAGACCGCGGCCGACCUGCACUCAUUCUUGGGGUUAACGGGCUACUUUCGAGAUUUGAUUCGAGGAUACUCAGCUGAAGAAAAGCCAUUACGCGACCUGCUUUCGAGCCUAGUUCCUUCGGGCGCGAGCAAACGCAUCUUCCGAGAGAUCAUGCGGAGUCAGAAGCUUGCUCAUCUGUGGACGGAUGAGCACACACGCUGCUUCUUGCGCCUAAAAACACUGCUUACCUCCGGGCCGGUUCUCAGAGCGCCGCGCUUCGAGAACACGGACAAAUUCCCCUUCAUCAUCACAACGGACGGGUGCAAGGAAGGGUUUGGAGGUGUCCUCGCGCAGGAGAUGGAAGUCUCCCUUCCGGGCGGGAAACAAGUCAUUCGCCGCUUCCCGAUUGGGUUUGCAUCCAAACGCACCUCAAACGCCGAGUCGCGGUAUGCCCCACACGUCCUGGAGCUGGCGGCCAUGAAGUUCGGCUUCGACCAAUUUGACGACAUUGUAUACGGGUUCCCGGUUGUCGUAGAAACGGACUGCCGUGCGAUCCGCGACGUGUUGGCAGGCGGGAAGCUGAGUGCAUCACAUACGCGGUGGCAGGAGGGCAUCUUCGGCCACAAUAUCGUUGCUGUGAAACACAUCAAGGGUAGCACUAACGUGGCAGCGGACCUGAUCAGCCGACAGUAUGAAGGCAAGCACCGGGUGGAUGGAGACGGCAGUGGGUGGUCCGUGGCACCGGACUGGGACGGCAGAGCUGGUGUUGUCAACGACCUCUUCGCAAUUGAUAUUGUUAGCGGUGCAUGCCAGACCUCGGGGGAUACGAGCCAGAGCCAAGGGGUCGCCGUCAUGAUGCUGCCCGAGGGCGCAGCGGCCCUACGAACACGCCUGUCCAGCGAACCACUAUUCCUCGAAGUCUUGGACGCGAUCCUCGAGUUGGACGGACACGCAUCGUCCGACACACGGAAACGAGCAAGGCAUCGAGCGAGCAAAUACUUUGUGCAGGACGGCAAGCUGUGGGUUCUCGGAGGUGGCAGCAGCAUCAGAGCGCGAUCCCGGAGGGAGUGCAUCACUAGGAAGGAGGCGGUUGACAAGGCCGCAGAGAUCCACGCUGAGCAUGGCCAUUUUGGGCGUGACGCCGUGAAAAUUGCACUGAUGGACCGUUUCCAUAGCCCGGGGCUGGACGCAUCGAUCUUGGAGGCGAUCGCAGACUGCGGCCGUUGCAAAGCGUUUGGGCCAACGGCCUCGUAG